ACGUGAUCUGCUCCACGCGCCGCCAUCUUGCAGCUCCGGAUGAGGAGGGGGAAAGCGGGGAAAAGAGGGAAAGGAUCCGGGAGAGAGGUGGGCGAGGACGAGGGCGAGUGCACGACAGUGCCUUAGCCGGCCAAAAGAGGCUAGCGGAAGCAGCAGCCGCCGCCCGACCGCAGAUAUGGAAGAAAGCAGCAGUGUUGCCAUGUUGGUGCCAGAUACUGGGGAACAGGAAGCUGUAUUGACUGCCGAAGGUGUUAUCAGUCCGUCAUUGGAAGUCGAUGAACAAAGAAAACUUAAAGCAGAUCCCUUAAUCCAUGUUAUCCAGAAGUUAAGCAAGAUAGUAGAGCACGAAAAGUCACAGAAAUGUCUUCUAAUUGGGAAAAAACGCUUGCGUUCAAGUGCUACUACACAGUGUUUUGAAGCCCAAGAACUUUGUGAGAUUCCAGCUAAAGUAACCCCAUCACCUGCUGUUGGUAUUAGAAGAGCUGAGGUAUCGCAAGCAAAUUUGAUCACUGGCUCUCUUGUCCAGAACGAUGGGAAGGCUAUGUCCUAUGAGUGUGGCCUUUGUAAGUUUCUGUCGUCAUCUUUUUCUGUGUUAAAAGACCACAUCAAGCAGCAUGGUCAGCAGAAUGAAGUGGUAUUCAUAUGCUCGGAGUGCCAUAUUACAUCCAGAAGCCAGGAGGCGCUUGAAGCUCAUGUGGCAAAUGACCACAAAAAUGAUGCCAACAGUCACUCCCAAUCCAAAGCCCCACAGCACUUAAGUUCCUCCAAUUCAUUAUGUCAGAGAACCACAGAAAGAAAUGUUGAAACCAUUCCUGAUACCCCAGGAAAAGUGGACAGUCCACAAACUCUUAAUGUCCAAACUGCAUCCAUGACAGAAAUGGGCAGAAGAAAGUGGUAUGCAUAUGAACAAUAUGGCAUGUAUCGAUGCCUAUUUUGCAGUUACACUUGUGGCCAGCAGAGAAUGUUAAAGACGCACGCUUGGAAACAUGCAGGCCAAGUUGACUGUACCUAUCCAAUCUUUGAAAAUGAAAACGAGCCCCUUGGUUUGCUGGAUUCUUCAGUGUCUGCUGCACCAGGUGAGGUUGAUGCUGUAGUUAUUGCUAUUGGAGAUAGUGAACUGAGUAUCCACAAUGGACCAUCAGUGCAAGUACAGAUUUGCAGCUCAGAACCAUUAUCAUCUUCCUCUUCUUUAGAACAGACUGCAGAAGGCAGAGUACACCUAAGUCAGUCAGUUACCCUUGACCCUAAUGAGGAAGAAAUAAUAGAAGUGAUGUCCGAUUCAGAGGAAAAUCUGAUUCCCGACAGCCUGCUUUCAUCAGCGCAGAAAAUCAUUAGCAGUAGCUCAAAUAAAAAAGGUCACGUUAAUGUGAUAGUGGAACGUUUGCCAAAUGCUGAAGAAACUCUUUCACAGAAACACUUCCUCAUGAAUGCUGAAAUUGAAGAGGGGAAGAACCACCACCCAACAGAAGCCCAGACUGAAUGUGGCAGAACAGAUGAUGUUUAUCAGGCUGAGAAAUGUACUGUUGAUAUUGGAGGGUUGAUUAUAGGCUGGAGCAAUCCAGAGAAGAAAGACAGUGAGUUAGUGAGUAAAAGCCUAGGUACCGAUGAGAAUGCCCCUCCAGGCCGAAGAAGGACAAAUUCUGAGUCUCUUAGGCUGCACUCUUUAGCUGCAGAAGCCCUUGUCACAAUGCCUAUAAGAGCUGCAGAACUAACGAGAGCUAAUCUUGGGCACUAUGGGGAUAUAAACCUUUUAGAUCCAGAUACUGGACAAAAGCAAGUAGAGAGUACAUUGGCAGCAUAUUCAAAAAUUAUGUCACCACUUAAAAACUCUUCUGAUGGAUUAACUAGUUUUAGCCAAAGCAGCUCUACUUUGGUAACACUCCCCGAGGGUAGACAGGAAUUGUCAGAUGGGCAGGUUAAGACAGGUAUCAGCAUGUCCCUGCUCACUGUAAUUGAGAAACUGAGAGAAAGGACUGACCAAAAUGCCUCGGAUGAUGACAUUUUGAAAGAGUUGCAGGACAAUGCCCAAUGCCAACCCAACAGCGAUACAAGCUUGCUAGGGACUAAUGUGGUGGAGUAUAUCCCUAAUGCUGAACGGCCAUACCGUUGCCGCCUGUGCCACUACACAAGUGGUAACAAGGGCUACAUCAAGCAACACUUGCGAGUCCAUCGGCAGAGACAGCCAUAUCAGUGUCCUAUCUGUGAGCACGUAGCUGACAACAGCAAAGAUCUGGAGAGCCACAUGAUCAGCCACUGCAAAACAAAAAUAUACCAAUGUAAGCAGUGUGAAGAAUCUUUUCCUUAUAAGAGUAAUCUGAGGAAUCAUGAGAGAGAACAGCACAGCCUUCCAGACACCUUGUCAAUGGCAACUUCCAAUGAGCCAAAAAUUCCCAGUGAUACAACUGAUGGGAAAUGUGUGCAGGAAGGGAGUAAGUCUUCAAUCCAGAAACAGUAUAGAUGUGAUGUGUGCAGUUACACAAGUACAACAUACGUUGGUGUCAGAAACCACAGAAGAAUUCAUAACUCUGAUAAACCAUACAGAUGUUCUUUGUGUGGAUAUGUGUGCAGCCAUCCUCCUUCUCUGAAGUCUCAUAUGUGGAAACAUGCAAGUGACCGAAAUUACAACUAUGAACAAGUAAACAAGGCUAUUAAUGAUGCAAUCUCACAAAGUGGCAGAGUUCUGGGGAAAUCACCUGGCAAAACUCUGUUAAGCAGCAGUGAAGAAAGAGCUGAUCCUGUCACUGGAAGUUCAGAAAAUUUGAUGUCUUCCUCAGAGCUGAUUUCCCAGGCACCCAGUGAUGUCUUAGAUUCCCACGAGAAUGAGAAACUGAGUCCUACAAGUAAUACCUCAUACAGUUUAGAAAAAAACUCCAAUCUGGUUCCUCCUGGGAUGGAGUAUUGUGUUUUACUCUUCUGUUGUUGCAUAUGUGGUUUUGAGUCCACCAGCAAAGAAAACCUCUUAGAUCAUAUGAAAGAACAUGAGGGUGAAAUUGUAAACAUCAUCCUAAACAAGGACCAUAAUACAACCCUAAACACGAAUUAGCUGGACUAAUUGCUUGAAGAGGAUUUCCUUAAAUCACAGCUUCACCGUUGUGCUGUCAAAUAACUUACUAGACACAAAAAAUAGUUGGUAUGGCUUUUGAGGAAAUGACAGAUGUGACUUGGAAAUCAAAUUUGUCAUGUAAUAAAAUGUAUUCCAGGAUAAGCAGUAAUGAAAUUUAAAUUUAAAUAUUUUGAAUGAAGGAAAGUGGGUUGAAAAGGAAGUAAAUAUAUACCUUCUGUAUUAACCCUGUUACUGCUUGUUAGUGUUGAGUGUAUUAUUAAAUGCUUAUUAUACUUUAGAAAUGCAAGCAGCAAAGAGUUAAGAAAGGGCUUUUCGGGAACUGUUAUAAAACUUACUAUGAAAGUGUCACAGUCUUAAGCUAAGCUUAGUUCCUUUCAGGCUCAUUUUGCCAUGCCGGCCCUAGAACUGACACAGCUUGUGAGAAAAGGGGAUGAGCUGCUGGACGCAUCCUUCAGUGCGACCAACAGAAUCGGCAAGGAAGCAACCAGAGGGCUUCGAAGUGAUCUUUCCCUAAAUCAACAGAAAUUUAUUAAUAUUAAAUGUUGGGCAUGUUCCAUUAUUCCCUAAAAAUACCUCUAAAUCAAAUCCAGAAUACAAAUAGACAGAGAGUAAAUAAUUGUCUUAAAUUUACAGUGAAAUUCUUGUGAACAGAGGAAGAAACGUGAAUUCCCAGCAGCCUCAAAUCAGAUCUGAAACUUACAAAAAUUCUGAGCACAGCACACUUCUCAGGCUCUUUUAAGGGUUUGAAAGAGCACAGCACAUUUUCCCAUAGUUACCUGGACCUUCUAGUCCCAUCUGCUAUGAGAUUGAAACACACACACGCACCAUCCCCUCCCUGAUGAGCAUCUCAAAGAGUCUCAAAGCAACAAACUAUAGAAAUUUGUACUUGAUCUAUCAGGCUUUGGAACUAGUUUAAGCUCUUAAGAUUAAAAAAAUCAAAUGGAUGAUAAUGGAUAAAAUUCAGAAGCCUCUUAAAAUGAGUACAGCUUUUAAGAUUUUCCUUCCUGAAGUUUACUAGUUAUCUUUAGCAGAAGAAUAACCAAAAGUAACUAAAAUGUAAUAAAAAUCCAGGUUGUUUAUAAAAAUCUUGAUAAGCAAAUAGUAUUUAGCAAAAUUAGGAUUUCUGUGUAAAAAAUUCCACUGGUAGGGCUAGGACAUACGGCAAGCAACUAAAAAUGUGUUUGCAUUCAGGCUUACCAUCAAAUACAUAUUCUGAUUAACUACACAUUUCAGAUUAUAAUGAUUUCAAAGGAUGUUUUGUUGUUCAGAUCACUUACUUAUGCAUUGCUUUUCCAGUGUUCUGCCUACAAGUCAAAAGCCCAGACCACUCACUGUACCUUUUUCACAGUGCUACUUCUGAGUAACAGAACAUUAUGAAUAUUGACUUCUGACAUGUAGAGUUGAGGCUGUGACUCUCAUAAAUUCAGAGCAUCAAAAACAGAAUUUUGUGAAGAGAAUAGUGUAUAGGCAUGUUUUAAGAAAGCAUUUUGUUCCCCAGUCCAGGUAUAAAUUAAAUGAAGUAUUUUAAAGAUAGCACUGAGAACUAUUUAAGUGGAGCCAGGCAUCUUGAAACGUUGAUUUUUAAAAGCUUUUUAUCCCAUUUUGAUGGUGAUGUUUAAGUAAGUGACUAUAACUUUGCAGCUCUUUUGAUUUAGGUAGCUUUAAUUUAUUUGUAAAAGUUAAUCCAUUUCUGGUAUACAGUCUUUAAAAAGAUAAAAUGAAUUUAUAAAUACAAAAAAAAAUUUGAGUCCAUUGUAUGUGGAUUUAAAUACAUUGAAGCAUAUCUAAUUUUAAAUUCAAAUAAAAUACUUUAAGUAAUUCCAUUUUUAUCACUCCUGUUGUUGUCACUCAUAUUGUACAGCAGUUUUUCAUUGCCAGUAACUAUGAUUCAGUGUUUCCUUGUAAAAAUCUGUUACUCUGAAAAGUAACAACCUGGGCUUCGUUUUCCUUGGCUUCAAUUUUAUGUAAUCACUUGGAAAAUACUAAUAUUCAAAAAUUGCAACAGUGACAUUUUAAGUUACCUUUCUUAAUUUCCUUAAGCCACUUAUAUUUCUUUUUACUUAAAUUUUCCACUUGGAAUCAUGAAUUUAAAAUUCCCCCAGCCAGUGGGGAAGAAAUAACCCAAAAGUUCAAAGUUUAAUCUGAUUUUGGCUUUACUGAGAUGUUCUCCUGGCCUAAAGGAGGAACCAUGGACCAAGGACAUUCUGUAUUUUCCCUUGAUCAUUUUGUGGCAAGCCUUAAAGCAGUGUGUCUACCAAGAAUAAUUAAUUUUUCUAAAAGUAAUAAUGAAGAUUAAAUAUGCCAAUUGUAAUUAUAUGAGUUUGGUUAUUAAAAUAAUCAAUAGCAAUUCCCUUUAUAGAAGUGACACUUUAUUCUUUUAGACCUUUUGUCACAGGAAGCUCAUUCAAUUUGGUUUGUGCUCUCAACACUUCAAAUUCUAAGACUUGAUAGUGAAAACAAUUUUAAGAAAGUUACUAAAUUCAGCCAAGAUGAGAAUGGGGAGACGAUGCGUUCUGAUCACUUUAAAUAAUAUUUACAGCUCUGUCGUUUUCUCCUUUUCUCGAACAAUGCAGAAUGAUUGGUGACACUAGUGUUCCAGCUGUUCCACGCUUCUGUUCCCUUGAUCAGUAGACUAAACUGUGGCUAGACAGUGUAGUGACCCUGGCUGAAGCCUGUGCAACAGAUACUUCAUUCUGUUCACAGUAACCUGUGGCUUUGCAAUCAUUUCUGUUUUGUUCUCACAAAGCAAAUGGUGGGCAUCCAUGUUUACAUUGUACCUUCCCACAUGUACCUGGCUUAAUAAAGACAAGCAGGCUUCUCUAUUGAGACAUAUAUUUUUAGUUUUCAUAGAUACUUAUUUAAUCGUUUUUUGUACAGCAAGGUGCUCUAAGUAAUAUUCUAUAAAAUAUAUUUAAUAGAAAUUUGAGUUUGAUAUUCAUGGACAUGGAUACAUGUAUUUUUUUAAUAAAUAAGUAUUGUGUAACACUAUGGCAUUGCUUCUAUAGCCAAAGUAAAAAUUUCUGUAACACUGACAUGUAAAGACUACCGUUUAUUCUGACACUGUAUGUUAUUAAAAUAGGAUGAUUUGCAUUUUGUAAAAUUAUCCUGCACAUCAAGCUGCAUGCCUUAAAGCCGAAACCCUAGGAUUGUGUUCAUAGUAGAACAGUUUUAUCUGUUCAGACAGUGAAGCAAGGUUUAUAGCACUUCUUUAACUACCUUUGGAAAUACUGUACAAUGUUAGAAUAAUUUAUUUUGCUUUACAGGAGUUUGUCAUGUAUUGACUUUAAUAUUGUAUUUUGUAAUAAAUUUUUUGUUAAAAACACUUGCCUCUAAGUUUUAUUAACAGUGGAUUAUGUCCAUUCUUAUCUUGGAAAUGUUAAUUUAAUUACUUAGAAAGUUGUAUUUAAACAGUUAAAAGCUCUGCGAGGGCUAAACUAAGGCUUGAAAUUACCCUCUGGUAGCUUGUUGAACUAUUGCCAACUGGUGUUCUACUGUGUUACAGUAAGACAUGUGAAGGGGGCACUUAGCUUUUUAAACUGUUUCAAUAAUUCAGUCCUAGUUUGAAGCCUUUUCCUUGCUAAACAGUUCAUUUUAUCUUCCAGAUCACAUGCUUACACUCCUUUCAAUUCUGAUGUAAUCAAAGUGCUAAUGACUAGUUCUCCUGAUGAUGGCAUUCUUUACUGCAUGUCAAAGGUUUACAACAAUGAGCACGCACCUUUGAUCAUGUUGUAGUCUGUAUCAAGUGUCUCUGGACAUGAGAUUUUUGCAUUGGCAAGUGAAGCUGAUACUCUCUGACUGUGUCAUUGCUUUGGUUGUCAAUUUGUGCCCUAGAGUCCUGGCUACCUCAGCUUGAAGUGACUGAAGCCAGAUACUUCUUCCCAACCACGGUAAUCCCUUGUCCUGUGCUCCCCUGUAGCAACAAUCAGAGCUGUUGUCCAGAACCAAAUCUCAACACUGUGCCAUUAAACUCCAAAUAAGUUGUAGAAAUACCAGCCUUGAAAGUCUAGAAUAUAUGAUCCAAUUUGGUCACCACAGCCACAUAGGACUACUGAGCACUUUUGAAAUACGACUGAUAAUGCGCUCUAUGUAA
Molecule: messenger RNA, 7154 nt
Organism: Octodon degus (degu)
Lineage: Eukaryota; Metazoa; Chordata; Mammalia; Rodentia; Octodontidae
Gene: Znf507
Product: zinc finger protein 507
Exons: 6
Coding region: 176-3043 (955 amino acids)
Biological process (GO): regulation of gene expression
Cellular component (GO): nucleus
Source: RefSeq, a predicted model, not a curated record